This is a messenger RNA of Silurus meridionalis, 991 nucleotides long. RefSeq names its product ribonuclease-like 3. The transcript has 2 exons. Gene Ontology annotation, molecular function: RNA nuclease activity; nucleic acid binding. The coding region runs from base 27 to 584 and encodes 185 amino acids. NCBI's taxonomy places the organism in Eukaryota, Metazoa, Chordata, Actinopteri, Siluriformes, Siluridae. The record is from RefSeq and is a predicted model, not a curated record. Gene Ontology annotation, biological process: angiogenesis; defense response to Gram-negative bacterium; defense response to Gram-positive bacterium.
CUUGAAACAGGUAAAUAACAGGUGGAAUGAAAAGGUAUAUAAAGUGUGAGGAGAGACUCGUGCUUUACCACACAUUUCUGCACCAGAGGAAAGACGCUUGCUUUCGCCUUUGUCUUCUGAAUACUUCGUUUUUGAGAGGUGUCAUCAUGGACAUGUUAAGGAGGGUCGGCCUGGUUUCGCUGUUGGUGUUGAGCACUGUGUUGUUUGCUGAAGCCCAGCCUGCUAACGUGAUGCCCCGCUACAAAAACUUCCUGAAUCAGCAUGUUUAUGGGGAUAUGGCUGAGAGUUGGUGUACCAGCGAGAUCAGAAGUAGGGAAAUCACUGAUGGUAACAGCAACAACUGCAAAAAAGUCAACACCUUCAUACGAGCCACGAAGGAACAAGUCAAGGCCGUGUGCAGCGUAGCCACAGGUGAUAAUAUAAGCGGCCAGCCUUUCUCUGUGGUCACUUGUAAACUUAAGAGUGGUGAAAGACGGCCAAAUUGUGAAUACAAAAAAGGUGAAAAGAGCAAUCGGUACAUUCGGAUUGCAUGUGACCAGGGUUGGCCUGUGCAUUACAAUGAAGGCUACAUUGUUGUAGGCUGAAAUUUUGAAAGGGAUUCAGAAUGCAUAUCUGAUAAAUCUGCAGCCAAACCAAUGUAUAACAAUCCUCAAUUAAUGCUUAUUGUUCUUAUUUUUAUUUGUAAAUUUUUACAGUAAAAAUCAUUGUGGUGGUUGUAUUGAAGCCAUAAAGACAUUGAAAAGUUAUUGAUCAUCUUUUAUUUCUCUGUACUACAUACACACACAAUACAUCUCUUUAAGUAGUCAUUUGUUUAACUGUUUAACAAAUAUAACGGCAUAAGAUUUAAAAGUUUUCUGUAUAAUUUCUAUGAAUUUAAGUUUAAAUAAAUUGUACAUCUAGUUCUAAUAUCCUUGAUCAAAUCAUUAAAGAAAAACACUAGUUAAAUUUUUUCCUGCUUUUGUUUGGUCUUUAAUAAAAUACGAAAUAAAUG